This is a messenger RNA of Lachancea fermentati, 966 nucleotides long. The record is from the annotation of a GenBank genome assembly. NCBI's taxonomy places the organism in Eukaryota, Fungi, Ascomycota, Saccharomycetes, Saccharomycetales, Saccharomycetaceae.
AUGCAACUCAAGAAAUUAAUCAUACCCUCAGUGCUUGGCUCAGCACUUGUCAGAGCCCAAGAAACAGUUGUCGAUGAGUCAACAACUACAUACACCUCCACGAUUUUGGUUUACACAACAACGUACACUCCGGAGGAGCUAGCCUCAAUGCAAAGCGUUGCGAGUGUGUCAUCAGCAUCCGAACAAUCAGCUGUAAGUGCUUCUUCUGUCUCAGCUGCUAGUAUCUCGUCAGCUUCAGUUGCCAGUGUCUCUUCGGUCUCAGUUGCUAGCGCUUCGUCAGCCUCGGCUGCUAAUGCCGCUUCAAUUUCAGCUGCUAGCGUUUCAUCAGUUUCAGCCGCAAGUGCUUCAAGCAUUGCUUCCGCAUCCGCCGCCUCGGUUGCGUCGUCUGCGUCCGCCGCCAGCGUUGCCUCUGUCUCAUCUGUCUCAGCAGCCAGUGAAGCUAGCGUUGCUUCGGUUGCCUCUGUUUCAUCGGUGAGCGCGGCAAAUGCCUCUAGUAUUGCCUCUGUCAAGGCUGCGUCAUCCGCUUCUGUUGCUUCAAUUUCAUCACUGGCAUCAGUAAGCUCCGUUUCUGCAGCAUCUGCAGCGUCCCUGGAGUCAAUCGUAUCUGCUUCAAAAGCAUCUGUUGCUUCAGUUUCUUCUGCUUCAGUUGCGUCUGUAUCUGCAGCUUCCAGGGCCUCCAUCGAAAGCUCGUUGUCCGUGGCAGCCGUUUACAACAAGACACAUGUUACUUCUCUCGCUGGUGCAACUGGUUUAUUAGCGAUUGCGUCUUCGAAUUCAUCCUUAACAAGCACCUCCUCGAGCGUAACCACAGGAAUUACCACUUCUCUGACUUCAUCGAUUUCGUCUUCAUCGCCCGAUGCUUCCAGUUCCGUGUCAUCCAGCAAAAGCAAAGACGCUGGAAUUUCUUUAGGAGUGAAUGGAGUUCUCCUUGGUGCUGCUGGUGGUAUAGUUUUAGGGUUAUUGUGA